This is a messenger RNA of Lithohypha guttulata, 1329 nucleotides long. RefSeq lists its product as uncharacterized. The transcript has a single exon. Gene Ontology annotation, biological process: glucan catabolic process. NCBI's taxonomy places the organism in Eukaryota, Fungi, Ascomycota, Eurotiomycetes, Chaetothyriales, Trichomeriaceae. The coding region runs from base 1 to 1329 and encodes 442 amino acids. The record is from RefSeq and is a predicted model, not a curated record. Gene Ontology annotation, molecular function: hydrolase activity, hydrolyzing O-glycosyl compounds.
AUGCAUCUCAUAUUCUUACUGUUCACUCUCACAGUGGCAGCACAAUAUAACCUUGUCGACGACUAUAACCCGACCAACUUCGCCAGCAAAUUCAACUUCUUCACUGGUAAUGACCCCACCAAUGGCUAUGUCAACUACAUUUCCUACGACACCGCACGAUCCUCCGGAUUGUACAGUGUCUCAGAUAACCAGGUCUACGUGGGAGUCGAUUCCAGCAACAAAGCAACAGGCCGUGGACGCAACAGUAUUCGCCUGGAAAGCAUCAACUCCUACAAGUAUGGGCUGAUCAUCCUUGAUCUCGCGCAUAUGCCAGGUUCUGUUUGUGGAAGCUGGCCCGCCUUCUGGACCCUUGGAGUUGGUGAGACUUGGCCGUAUGCAGGAGAGAUAGACAUCAUCGAAGGAGUCAACAGCCAACGGAGCAACUCUAUGGCUAUACAUACAGACGCAGGCUGCAGCAUAUCGAAUGAUGGGAACAUGGCUGCGCAAGUGGUCACCACCAACUGCGAUGUCAACGCUCCCAACCAGGCAAACAAUCAAGGCUGCGCGGUCUCGUACGCCAACACAGGCUCCUACGGUGAUGGAUUCAAUGCACAAGGAGGAGGAGUCUAUGCAACAGAAAUAACUUCAGCUGGGGUUUCGAUCUGGUUCUUUGCUCGAGGUGCCAUUCCAGCUGAUGUCUCUUCCGGCUCUCCCAAUCCAGCCCUAUGGGGCUUACCUACUGGCAGAUUUGCAGGUCCAUGCGACUGGAACGACAAGAUCGCGGCACAACAGAUAAUUUUCGAUGUUACGUUCUGCGGCGAUUGGGCAGGUAACGUUUUCAGCACUGAUCCUGUCUGUAGCCCAAAGGCAAACACGUGUCAAGAUUAUGUUCAGAACAAUCCGAGUGCCUUCAAGGAGUCGUAUUGGUCAGUCAAUAGUCUUAGAGUCUUUCAGCAGGGCGCACCCGGCGUCGCUCCUAGUUCAAGCAGGACCUCCCCAAGCAUAACGACCACAAACUUUGCAAGUACUCCUUCCCCUAUAAUGACCACACUGACCACUGUGACACAGGUAUCUCUCAGUACGACAACUACGUUCCCCAUCGCGUCUCUCUCUCCAAACACAUAUACUCCGAUCGCCGCGUCACAAACAGGCACAACCCCAAUAACCCCGACAACAACGACUGAAUUCUUGGCCAGUACUAACCCAACCACAGCUAACACAGUCGCCGCCUCUCCAGCUUCUGCAUCAGCGUCUCAAAGCCGCUGGAGUAGUUGGCAAGGUGGAUGGAACUCAGCCGCAGGUCAACGUCCUUGGAACAACUUUGCAGGUCAAGGUCAGCGCGGAGGUUGA